UUUCAGCUGGAUCGCGUGCUAAAAGUACAAGUCGUCGAUUUGUAAUGAUUAAACACUGUAAGAGCUACGAUUAGCCAAGUUGAAUUGGCUAAUUAAGCGGUAAAGUCUGGUUUAUGUAAUGCAUGUGAUCAACGGGAUCAGUUUCAGCACUCAAAAAUUCAUAAUACAAUCACACGCCCGAAUUAAAAGAAUAACGAGUUUACGCCGAACGUGGUGAAGCCACAACACUCUUCUUACAAUUGAGAAUAUACCUGUUAAGCUAUAUUGACGUCAGUUUGGCAACUGAAAUGGAGAAAAAUGGUCUUCACGUUCUCUUCGAGUAUAACAGUCGAAUGUCACAGAAAUUAUUUUCAAAAUUUCCUUGCAAUCGGCGCAUACUCGUAUUCUAUCGUUUUUAAGUCACGCCCACAAACACUUUCGCAUUCCCACGCUACUAACAUAUCAGAAUUUGCUUGCAACUGAAAAUAUUUAAUAUCGAAAAGCAUAAUCAAGUGAAAACUUAACAAAACAAGAAAAUUCGUAUAAAAAACUGUAGACGAUUCAAUUGAUCACAGGGGCUUUUGAUUUGCCGUAGACGUCAAUCGGCAAGAAAUUAUCAGUUUUGAAAAAGUAUUUGACAUGUAAAGAUGAAAAUAUGUGUGUCCCUAGUGCUGCUGAUGUUGCUCUGUCCGGGCGGCUGUCCAGUGUACGAUUUCGAUUUGCGCACCAUCCAGCAGCCUAGUCAGUUCGCGAAUGGUCUAAAACUCGCGGCCGAUCUUAACAGCGAGUUCAAUCAGGGCAUCAUGAAUUUUCAUGUGCUCAAUGACAAGGACCGAUUCGAUGUGGAGAACACUUGCAAGCUAGACGGUAUUUCAGACGAUCCUGUUGAAAGUCCAACAAGGAAACUGAAGUAUUUACGUAGAGCUGAGGAAGAAGAUAUAACUAAUAUGGAAUUGAAUGAAUUUGUGGGAUCGAAUCUUUUUGAUAGUACACGUAAGAAUUGCUUUUCGCCGGAAGAUUUGAAUUUGCUGGCCGCACGAAGAGACUUUGAGUACCUGCUGCCGAAAGAUUUGCCGAAAUGUCUACUCAACGACGACAUGUUAAAGAUGCUGCUAAAUUACUUUUACAAUGGCAAUGAGUUUAUACAGAGAAUGAACGACGUUUCGAGAAAGGUGGUUGAGCGAGCUUAUUACGAUAUGCUGGGCGGGUACUUGCGCUCAUACAUGCUGCCAGUGGCUAAAUACUCCUAUUAUGGCGGCAAGGCCAGUCUCAAGGUGGUCAGUAGUGUGGUAGAGCUGUAUCAGCAAUGCAAGUCCUAUUUAAACACAAACGGCAAUGGCUGGAAAAUGCCCAUUUUACUUGAGGAAAUGGAAAGUGUGCGUGUGGACUCUAUAAGGGGCUCGGACUGUGGUGGCGAUGGCAACGGUGCUGGUGGCGGACCAACCGGCUGUGCACGUCUCGAAAUGUUGCCGGCCAAUGAUGGCGAUGAAAAUGUUAUGCUUGUGGCUUUGCCAAAACUAGAGGCCGAUUGCAUUGAAAAUGGUUUGAGUAAUAUAUGGUUGCCAUUUCGAAAGCGGCGCAACUAUGAUCUCAGAUCACCGAAAUCUGCUUAUAUAAUUAUGCGAUUCUACGAAACGGUCACACGUUGCUAUCAGUCACAGUCAAUGCCACAAGAAGCUUACAAUUACAAAUUUAUAGCAUGGAUUAAUGAGAACCUAAAACCACAUCUAUCCGACGAGGAGUUCUAUCCCGGUCUGGGUGGUGUAUUGCGAAUUGUUGAAAAAUUAAGAAAAGGCCGUAAGGCACUGAACUUAAACGAUGAUGAAGCGCUCAAUCAGCGCAUAGAGGAUCUGAGUGGUACGCGUGUGAACGAUAUUGGCGGUGUUGGCGAUAGUAAAAGCGACGAUGGCUUUUCCGAUAUGGAGCUCGCACAAAAGGCCUUGGAAUACAAGAUGAAGGAGAGCGCCAGAAAAACGAUGAUUAACAGUAAACGUUGGUUUGAGAAGAGCGACAACGAUAAUAGACAACUGCAGAGCCGAAAGAUUUGCGAAAAGUCUAAAGCUCAACAAAACCAACAUAGUCCGCAAACACAGCAAAAUCAAACACAUAAAACCAAGAAGCCAAAGUGUAAAACAAAGGGUGGAAAGCAUGGUGGCGCCGGGUCCCUAAUCAAGUUGACAUCCGAAGAACAAAAACAUUAUCUCAAGUAUCUUUGUUGCAUUAUCGGACUUAUACUGCUCAUAUUACUGAUCAUACUGCUUGUCGCUAUGUUAUUGAGAUACCGUAAGCGUAGGCGUAAGACUGAGCCGAAACCAAAGCCACCGAAAAAAAAGCGUAGAUGUCCUGCAUGGUGCAGUUUUUUACUGUGCAGAAAGAAACCAGCCGAUGAAGAGAUCGUUAUUAAGCCCGAAACGAAAUCGGUUAUUGCAACACAACCACACCGACGCGCGUCCACUUCCACAUCGUCGCUGGCCUGUCAACCGGCUGCUAAAUGCAUUCCAUGUUCUAAGCGCGCCACCAAGGAAUCGGAAAGUGCACCCAUUAUCGAAACAACCUCACUCGAUUACUAUUCCUCGUCCGAGCCCGAAAGUAAAGUGCGUCAGAAAGCGAAAAAAAGCAAACAGAAAGUGGUCACAAUAGAUGAGAAGAAGAAGAAAAAAUCAGCAUCACCAUCACCAACGAAAACUAAGCCAGCACCGGCAAAAUCUAAAGCGGUACCGCCGAAAUCUCGUCUUGCUGGCGGCGCAGAGCUAAAAAGUUCAUCCAGUUCGGAUAGCACGAAGCGCUUGGGCAUACAACGUACCAUCCCCACAGACAAUAAGAAGAGUAGUAAUGAAGAGGAUAUGCCCCUAUUGCCGCAACCGGAACGUCCAGCUUCUCGAGAUCACUCGAAAGGUUCACGCAGUUGGGAAACCAUGUACGACACAUAAAUCUCUUAAAUUCACUACUAGAACAAUUAGCAUCUACACUAUAGCGUAUUUAUUUCACUAUUUACUUAUCGCAAGUGUUUAUUCGCAUUAUUUAUGUAUAUUUUUGCAUUCUAUUUAAGCAAUUUUUUCGCUAAAUAAAUAACGGAUCUUGCUGUCAGCGUGAUUACAAAACAAACAAUGCAUAUAGUGUGACCAAAGUACACGUGGCUCUUACUCAUAAACAGCUUCUUAAAGCCUCUACGCUAUUUCAUCAAAAACUAAGUAGAGCAUGGUGUGAUGCAAGGUUCAUGAUUAUAGCUUCGAAAUUUCACUGCAUUAGAUAUUAGAAAGAUAUCUCCUCUUUGGAUCACAAGUGAGAUCCAAAAAGGCGAUCAAGUGAUUUCUAAAGAGAUCAAGUGUGAGCUUCACUUGUCGAAAAACAAGUCUAAGGAGGGAGUCCUAAAGUUUAUAGCAUUGACGAAUAUACUUCAUAUCUAUUGAUUUAAGUGAAAUUUUAUGUGUGGUGACUACCACUUAGUGAAUGAUGAGUUCAAAUCGCUAGAAAUUUUAAAACUGUACACAUUUGUUCUCUUAUGGUCUUCAAUUCCUUCCUGGUGCUCAUAGUGUUUUUAUCACAUUAAAAAAUGUCUAAUUAAUCAUCAGUAAAAAAUUUCGAAACUGUGAUAUAUUCGAAAAGCCAAUUAAGUUAUUCAUAAACUGUAAACUUUCAACCAACUAAAGCUCUUAAAAUGUUUAAAAAAAAAAAAUUGUCAGCCAUUUUAACACAAGUUCAAAAAUAUUUUAGACUCUUAAGCAACAAGAUGAAUGUGUGAGUACCACUAUAAGUCUAAUGCAUUGUUCUCAAGAGAUUUAUCUACCACACUUCUAGUAAAACAACAAAUACAUUUAUGGCACCUAUAAGUGAUGCUUUGUAUAAGGAUACUUUAAAGGUAAAUGAACACGAAUGACAUCACCUUCAUGCAAGUGAAAUAAGUGCAAUCAGGUGUGAAACAAUGCUUAUACAUAUCAACACUGGUAGCCAAACGCCCUCUAGGGAAAAUGAGGAAACACGAAUUUAUGAAAACCAAAAUGUAUGUGUAAGUGUGCAUACGUAUAAAAUAUUAAUUAUUAAAACAACCCUGGGGUCGGCUUUAGUAUACCAUUCCACGAUUUCAGGGUUAAAAACGGUAUGGUUUGAUAGAGAAGUUUCUCCAAAUUAAGAAUAUAUAUAAUUAUAGCCGCCGGAAACCUAUAGUUUUCGAGAUAUUUGCAUUUUAAUUUAAAAAUUUUAUCGUAAAAUUUCUCGACUUUUAGUUAAUUUUUAUUUUAUAUUAUGCAUUAACACUUCCCUACAUUGUUUCUACAUAUUUAAUUUAUAUCAAUUAUUUUAAUAUUUGCCUUACAAUAAGCAUUUUAAUUUUGUACACAAAAACAAAAGGUAUCCAGGUUGAUUAUAAUUAUAUAUAUUCUUAAUGUGGAGAAUCUCCUCUAUCUAAACAUACCCAUUUUAACCGUGAAAUCGUGGGAUGGUAUACUAAAAUUUCCCGCAACUCUCACGCAACAGUGAUACACAAUUUAGCGCCUUUUACAACAUUAUGUGUUUUUUCGAGAAUGUAUAUUACAACACACUUUGGCGCCUGCAAACAGUAGAAUUUAUUACAGAUCCACGUGCAACAGUUAGCAUACCGAAUAUUUUCCUGCUGGGUAGCUAUUACGUAUUUACACAUACCGAACCUUUAUCAGACAUACCAUGAUUCAAUUUGUCAAUGAAACAAAAUUAUUUGAAAACAAAAACUACAAAAAUGCAAUGUGUUUCAAGUAUUAAAAAAAAACAAAAAAAAAAAAAAAA
Molecule: messenger RNA, 4737 nt
Organism: Bactrocera oleae (olive fruit fly)
Lineage: Eukaryota; Metazoa; Arthropoda; Insecta; Diptera; Tephritidae
Source: RefSeq, a predicted model, not a curated record